AUGGCGGCGGUGCUGAACUCGGACCGGCUCGAGGUGUCGGUGGACGGGCUGACGCUGAGCCCCAACGCCGAGGUGCCGCCCUGCGAAGCGCGGCCGGCGCAGGGCGAGCCGGCGGCGGGGCGGGUCCGAGCGGGCCCCGGCUCCCCGGGCGCGGCGGAGGCCGGCGGAGAGGCGGCGGAGGAGGCGGCGCUGAGCCUGGAGCGGCGCUGGGGCUUCGCGCUGGAGGAGCUCUACGGGCUGGCGCUGCGCUUCUUCAAAGAAAAAGAUGGCAAAGCUUUUCAUCCAACAUAUGAAGAAAAACUCAAACUUGUGGCACUGCACAAGCAGGUUCUGCUGGGACCUUACAACCCUGACACUUGCCCUGAAGUUGGAUUCUUUGAUGUGCUGGGGAAUGAUAGAAGGAAGGAAUGGGCUGCCCUUGGAAAUAUGUCAAAGCAAAAAGCUAUGACAGAAUUUGUGAAGCUCCUGCAUAGGUGCUGCCACUUGUUCUCAACGUAUGUCACUUCACACAAGAUAGAGAAAGAAGAGCAAGAAAAGAAAAGAAGAGAAGAGGAAGAGCGAAGGCGGCGUGAAGAGGAGGAGCGGGAGCGGUUACAAAAGGAAGAAGAAAAACGUAGGCAAGAAGAGGAGGAGAGACUGAGAAGGGAGGAAGAGGAGAGGAGGAGAAUAGAGGAGGAACGACUUCGGAUGGAACAACAGAAGCAGCAGAUCAUGGCAGCGCUGAACUCGCAGACGGCCGUGCAGUUCCAGCAGUACGCGGCCCAGCAGUAUCCCGGCAACUACGAGCAGCAGCAGAUCCUCAUCCGGCAGCUCCAGGAGCAGCACUACCAGCAGUACAUGCAGCAGCUCUACCAGGUCCAGCUCGCACAGCAGCAGGCAGCCUUACAGAAGCAGCAGGAUGCAGUGGUGGCAGCAACAGGGACACCACUGACUACUGCAUCAAAGGUGAACACCCCUGCCCCGGGGGACACCCCAUCCAUCAAUGGGCAGGCCAGUGCACAUGCUGACAGCCCUGAAAAAGAGUUGGAUCCUGAGGUUUUGGAAGAAGCACUGGAGAAUGGACCAAAAGAUUCUGUCCCAGUGAUCGCUGCCCCAUCCAUGUGGACACGACCCCAGAUAAAAGACUUCAAGGAAAAAAUCCGUCAGGAUGCAGACUCUGUGAUCACAGUGGGCCGAGGAGAAGUGGUUACAGUCAGAGUACCAACUCAUGAAGAGGGGUCUUACCUCUUUUGGGAGUUUGCUACAGACAAUUAUGACAUUGGUUUUGGAGUGUAUUUUGAAUGGACAGACUCCCCUAAUACUGCAGUCAGUGUGCAUGUCAGCGAGUCCAGUGAUGAUGAGGAGGAAGAGGAAGAAAAUACUAGCAGUGAAGAAAAAGCCAAAAAGAAUGCCAACAAGCCUCAGCUAGAUGAAAUAGUGCCUGUGUACAGACGAGACUGUCACGAAGAAGUGUAUGCUGGCAGCCACCAGUACCCAGGGAGAGGAGUUUAUCUUCUUAAAUUUGACAACUCCUACUCUCUAUGGAGGUCAAAAACAGUUUACUACAGAGUUUAUUACACUAGAUAAAGGUGUGGCUGUCUGAG
Molecule: messenger RNA, 1583 nt
Organism: Cinclus cinclus
Lineage: Eukaryota; Metazoa; Chordata; Aves; Passeriformes; Cinclidae
Gene: ACBD3
Product: acyl-CoA binding domain containing 3
Exons: 8
Coding region: 1-1566 (521 amino acids)
Cellular component (GO): Golgi membrane
Molecular function (GO): fatty-acyl-CoA binding
Source: RefSeq, a predicted model, not a curated record